Messenger RNA from Oryzias melastigma (Indian medaka), 1672 nucleotides. It is a transcript of the gene msx2b, whose product is annotated as muscle segment homeobox 2b. Lineage: Eukaryota; Metazoa; Chordata; Actinopteri; Beloniformes; Adrianichthyidae. Gene Ontology annotation, cellular component: nucleus. Gene Ontology annotation, biological process: regulation of transcription by RNA polymerase II; embryonic morphogenesis. The record is from RefSeq and is a predicted model, not a curated record. The transcript is spliced from 2 exons. Gene Ontology annotation, molecular function: RNA polymerase II transcription regulatory region sequence-specific DNA binding; DNA-binding transcription factor activity, RNA polymerase II-specific. The coding region runs from base 134 to 967 and encodes 277 amino acids.
AAAUUAAGUCGCGUCAACGUGCGACGUACAACCCCCCCUCUUCACACCGCUUGACAUCUCAUAACAUUGCGCUCACCGCGGAAGGAUCCACCUGUCUGACGGCUCUGCCCGCCGAGCGGAGCGGAGAGCAGAGAUGGCUUCCCACGAGAGUCUGAACGAGUUGGGAAGCAGCUCGUCGGAGGAGGACGGUAACCGGACGGACAUGUUCGACGGCUCGGGCGAGGAGAAGCCGUUCCCCGCGGUGAGGCUGCAUCACCCGUUCAGCGUGGAGGCGCUCAUGGCCGUGAGGAAAACGGACUCCCGCCGGGCCACCUGCCUUAAACCGAAGGAGGAGUUGAUGCCUGCGUGUUUGAACUCUCUGUAUCUCUGCCGGGAAGAGAGCAGCCCCCCCGGGGGGAGUCAGAGAGGCUUGACGGAGGAGCCCUCGUCGCCGGUAAAGUCGGAGGCGUCGGAGUCAGAGGAGUGCGCAUCCUGGGUCAGAGCUAGUCCGUUUUCAACGCAACUUCGUCACGUCAGUCCUGGCUGCCAGCUGAGGAAACACAAGACCAACCGAAAGCCCCGCACGCCCUUCACCACAUCCCAGCUCCUGGCUCUGGAGAGGAAGUUCAGGCAGAAGCAGUACCUGUCCAUCGCAGAGCGUGCCGAGUUCUCCUCCUCUCUCACCCUCACAGAGACCCAAGUGAAGAUCUGGUUCCAGAACCGCAGAGCUAAAGCCAAGCGGCUCCAGGAGGCCGAGCUGGAGAAACUCAAGAUGGCCAGUGACGCCAAGACAGCCGCAGCGGCGGCGGCAGCCACGGCCGCAGGAGCUUUACACCCUGGCUUUACGUUACCCCUGUCGCUGGGUGCCAUGUCACUGUACGGACAGUCGUACUCCCCGUAUCACCAUCAUCACAGACCACUACUGCCCAUAUCUCACCUCGGACUAUAUGCUGCUCCUCUGGGAUACGGCAUGUACCACUUGUCUUAAAAAAAGGAACUAUUUUAUUGUGUUUCUAUGCAUUUCAACAAAAAAAUGUAUUUAUACAUCUUCUGCACAGGAGGUGCAACUUUGGGAGCACUUCAGAUUAAAUCAAGUGUGUAUUUUAUUUCUGUCCCUGGAACGAGGGCAGAGAUACAAAAAUCGUCCUCUCGUGCUCCCCAGGACUUCCUGUUUACACGACUUGCAUGUUACUGUCCAGCUGUUUGUACUCUUUACCUGUUUACAUCUGCAACAACAAAGCCGGGCGAGCAAGACGCGGUUAAACCUGGACACAAGAAGGGCCUUAUCCAUAUUUGAAUAACUCAGGCCAGAGAAGACAUAUCGCCGGAACAUCUUCAAAAAGUUGCCUUAAAAUGACACAAAAACCUGUCAAACUCAGGUUUAGUUUAAAAUACUUGAAGUUUACCUCAGAGUAAAACAUUCCUACCAAAUAAAAAACUGUUUUUGUAGCUAUUGAAACUUUUUUUCUUGAUUUUCCCUUUUUUAUGAGAUAAAUACCCACAAAUGAAUGUUGUAUAUUUGUUAUAGGUACCAAAUCAGAAACCAAAUGUUAAUGUUUAUGAUAAAACUCGAAGGGGGUAUUUACUAUGCAGUCUAUUUUUCCCCCUACGUAUGUUUUAUCAUUUGAAAUCUGCUCAUUAAACCCACUUUGUUUAUAUGCAAAGAAUAAAGAUGGAAAAUAUCAGUACAUUA